AUGGAAUCUGAUCUUCGGCAUGCUUAUCGCGAGCCGGAGGUCUAUGCCGGCGACAUGCCACACGCGUCGUACAGCAUGAUGACGUCGGGUGGUAUGCAGUGCGACGACGGGCUCCAAGGUAUGAGCUACAUACAGGGUGACGCUGGCUAUAUGUCGAAGCAACUAGACUGGACAACUGGCACAGCCUGUCCGGACGAAGCGAGCGAGACGUACUGGAUGCAGACACCAAUGAUGCAUCAGGUCUAUGCCGGCGACGUGACCCAUGCAUCGUACGGCAUGAUGACGCAGGGCUCCGGCCUUUGUGAGGAUGGCAUGUACGGCAUCGCGUUUGCGCAGGGCAACGCUGGCUAUAUGUCGAAGCAGCUAGACUGGACAACUGGAACAGCCUGUCCGGACGAAGCGAGCGAGACGUACUGGAUGCAGACACCAAUGAUGCAUCAGGUGCCAAUCAGAGACACCUUCGUCAGGUCACCGCCCCGGCUGGAGCACCCAGAGGCAAUGUCCUCGGAAAUGCAGCAAAUUCGAGAGAAUCUGCAGAAGCUCCGGCGUCUACAGGAGCGAGACGAGAAGGCCUUGUUUGGUGGCAGGAGAGACAGCAAAGGAAGGUUUGAAUGGCCGGACGGCACUGUCUACGAUGGUGAGUGGCGCUCCGAUACUGUCGAAGGCGAAGGUGCCUUUAAGCGGAAGGUGCAGGCAGGGCUCCGCCUGUGUAGCCUCUAG
Messenger RNA from Symbiodinium sp. CCMP2592, 720 nucleotides. The record is from the annotation of a GenBank genome assembly. NCBI's taxonomy places the organism in Eukaryota, Dinophyceae, Suessiales, Symbiodiniaceae.